AUUCCCUGAUUGUCGCAUUGCUUGGCUUUUCUGCUUGUAAAACUUUGACGGCGUUUGACGCCUAGCUGGAAUGCUAGUCGACGCUCUUCAUUGGGAGAGAACUCUGCAACACAAGGGUAUAGCUGGCAGAAUAGGAACUCCUCGAAACUCAACGAGACGUGUAUCUAAGCCACAAUACUGGAGAAGGGACGUUGAUAUGAAUAGUACGUUGAACUUUACAUCGAGGAGAGCUCGUGUAAGGGCAGUCAAUGACUUUUUUCAUAAGAGUAACAUUCUAACCUCUCUUGUUCGUAAAGGAACAGAGAGUCAUAGUCUAACAAUGGUUAUAGUUGUUGCAUCCGUUUUAUUAUUCGUUACAAUUAGCAUUACGGCCGCUGUUAUUGUGUUCUGCAAGAAACGUAAUGCAGUUUUCGCUCUCCAAAAAGCUGAACAGGAAGAUGAAGCUGAAUAUGAGUUAGACGAUAUUAACACAGAUUCUGAUACAGAUGGAACAGUUUCAUGUGAAAAUCAAAUAACUCAGGUUCCUGGUUCACCAAUGGUGGAGAUCAAUCCAUUGCAGAACAUCACUUCAUCAGCUCUUAGCUUUCCUGAUGUUACUGAAUCACCUUCCAGAAAAUGCUUACUCUCUAGACGCUCUCUUUCCCAAAAUCCAAGUAUUCUAGAAAAGUACUCAGCAAUAAUCCACGAAACCUCAGAUGAUAGUGCUACGGAUACAGCAUCCGAAUUCCGACAAGAAGACAAACGCCUUCGACUACUUCGAUUGUUAAACAAACAUUAUUAUGCUUUUUCUACAUUACUUUCUGGAAGUUCUGAUAUAGAUUCUGAUAAUGAAUGUAGACCUAAUGAAGAUCCACCUAGUUAUGACAGUUUACAGACUUCAAAAUGUAAAUCAUGUGGACAUUGUAGUUCAUCAACAGAUCCAAAAUCUUUGCGUAUUAAUCUGGAGCCUCUUCCAUUAAAGGCAUUUAGCAAUACACGGGAUGAAAAAGGUUCUCCCAUAUUGUCGAUGCUGUCUCCCAUAACACCAUCGGUUAUUUCUCCAACAAUCUCGUUACCUAACGCUGCCGUUACUCCUUCUGCAAUUGAUGAAAGCAUACACUUGUAAUAAAAUAAUUAAACAUGCAAUUAUUUUUAGUUAUAUGGACAGAUUGAGACUUUUGUAUUGGAAAAUUAAUGACAUUGUUCUGUCUAUUUCGAAACUUUGCUCUAAAACGUUAUUUUUAUUAAAAGAUGCCAGUAGAUGGCGCAGUGAAAGUACAGUAUGUAU
This is a messenger RNA of Dimorphilus gyrociliatus, 1267 nucleotides long. The record is from the annotation of a GenBank genome assembly. NCBI's taxonomy places the organism in Eukaryota, Metazoa, Annelida, Polychaeta, Dinophilidae.